AGCAGGAAGGAGAGCUCUGAUACAAGCAUCAAGCAGAACAGAGAGGGGAGACAGCAGGAAGGAGGGCUCUGAUACAAGCAUCAAGCAGAACAGAGAGGAGAGGAGAGACAGCAGGAAGGAGGGCUCUGAUACAAGCAUCAAGCAGAACAGAGAGGAGAGACAGCAGGAAGGAGAGCUCUGAUACAAGCAUCAAGCAGAACAGAGAGGAGAGGAGAGACAGCAGGAAGGAAGGCUCUGAUACAAGCAUCAAGCAGAACAGAGAGGAGAGGUUGGAUCACUGCUGUGCUCUGUGUCUUCCCCUCUUGAUCUGAAACGCUCUUAGUAUUCAGAUGUUAUUCUAGUGGAGAUUUAAGAGAUGAAUUAUCAACCAUCAUACCAAUGUCCCAAUUCAUAUAGGCUUCUGUGUUCACUCCCUCUUUCACAUUGUGGGAAUAGGCCAUUAUGAAUCCAAUUUUAUUUUGAUGACGACGAUGAUGGGGUAAUGAUGAUGAUGAUGAUGAUGAUGAUGAACACACAGACAGAAACACACACCCAUCCCCCACCCUAACCUGGUAGUUGGAGGAAUAUUUCGAGGGGGUGGUCUUGAGAUGCAAUGUUUUGAGCGGGGAGAGAGAAACGCUGUUGCCGCAACCAUUCUUCCUCCCUCCGGUUCCCACCGCUCUUUCCCUCGCUCCCUUCAAAGUCCACCUAUCGUAGGCGUGGAGAACCUCUCGUGCGUCGCACACCGAGACCGUGCCUGUUGGAGACGCGCUGCAUCCGCUCCACGGGAAGAUGGAGAAACGGCAAGCACAGUUAUCCCAAUGUAGAGAACAAGAAACCAAGGAAAGCUGUCAUUUAUGAUGCAAAUAGUGCUUUACCGUUGAUAGGAACUUAUUUUAGCGAAAGGUGUGCUCUGAUCUGCUGAGGGAACAUGGAUGUGUCUGGGGGCCAGCAGCAGUAUGGAGGAUCUAAGAAGAGGGUGAAGAUCCACCCCAAUUCCGUCACAGUGAAAUACGCCACCCACUUCCCCCAGCCUGGAGACGAGGGUUACGACGAUGCUCCGUCCUUUGAGGACUUUGGGUCGUUUGCAGAGGCCAGCCCUGCCAAGAGACUGGUGACAGACAGUAGUAGGAGGACUUUCUUUGGUACCAUAGAGACCCCCUGUCCGCUAGGGGGGAAGGGGCCAUUGGGGGGAGGGGUGGAGCCCCAGAGCCGGGACAAGGGGGUCGGGGGACAGCUGGCUAGCUUCGGGGAGGCCAACGUCCUGGCGUCCCGGGUCACCUGGAUGGCGUUGUUCGGGGCAGCGGUGGCUCACGGCUGCGUUGCUCUGAUCACACGGCUGGCGGCGGACCGCUCCAAAGUGCCGUCCUUGGAGCUGAUCUUCAUCCGGUCUGUGAUCCAGGUCUUGUCCAUCACAGUGGUGUUUUAUAACCAGGAGGAACCCUUCGGCCCGAAGGGGUACCGCCUCCGGCUCUUCUUCUAUGGUGUCUGCAACGUCAUCUCCAUCACCUGCGCCUACACCGCCUUCGCCAUCGUGCCGCCCAGCAACGGUACCAUCAUGUGGCGCGCUACCACCACGGUGUUCAGCGGCGUAAUGGCCUUCCUGUUGUUAGACGAGAGGCUGGGCUACACGGACGUGGUGACGGUGGUGGGCAGCGUUUUCGGCCUGUGUCUCGUCAUGAUCCCCAAUGUGGCCGACGAGGAGAAGUCCCGCCUCACCUUCUGGAAGGAGGCGUUCGGCUACACCAUGACGGUGAUGGCCGGCCUCACCGGAGCCCUGUCCAUGAUCGUCUACCGGGCCAUCAAGGAGCGCGUCAGCAUGUGGACAGCCCUGUUCACGUUCGGCUGGACGGGCACGGUGUGGGGAGCCUCCACCAUGUUCGUUAUGCAGGAGCCGAUCAUCCCCCUGGAUGGGGAGACGUGGGGCUACCUCACGGGGAUCUGUAUCUGUUCCACCGUGGCGUUCCUGGGGGUCUACUACGCCCUCAACAAGUUCCACCCCGCCCUGGUGAGCACCGUGCAGCACCUGGAGAUAGUGGUGGCCAUGUUGCUUCAGCUCAUGGUGCUGCGCAUGGUCCCCUCCAUCUACGACGUCAUCGGGGGGCUGGUCAUCAUGGCCAGUGUGUUUACUCUAACGGGAGUGAAGCUGUAUAGGGUCAGCCGGGCUGUACGGCAGGACUACCAGGAGAUACUGAACUCACCCAUUAAAUAGAGCCUGGACUCCAUCUCUCUCUCUCUCUCUCUCUCUCUCUCUCUCUGUCUGUCUCUUGCUGUCUUUCUCUCUCUCUCU
Messenger RNA from Oncorhynchus tshawytscha (Chinook salmon), 2269 nucleotides. It is a transcript of the gene slc35g2b, whose product is annotated as solute carrier family 35 member G2b. Lineage: Eukaryota; Metazoa; Chordata; Actinopteri; Salmoniformes; Salmonidae. Gene Ontology annotation, cellular component: membrane. The record is from RefSeq and is a predicted model, not a curated record. The transcript is spliced from 2 exons. The coding region runs from base 911 to 2191 and encodes 426 amino acids.